Molecule: messenger RNA, 772 nt
Organism: Gadus macrocephalus (Pacific cod)
Lineage: Eukaryota; Metazoa; Chordata; Actinopteri; Gadiformes; Gadidae
Product: troponin C, skeletal muscle-like
Molecular function (GO): enzyme regulator activity; calcium ion binding
Source: RefSeq, a predicted model, not a curated record
ACGCACCUGGUUCUGAUCCUGGUUCUGGUACCAGACUCGCCGCUCAAGACAACAUGCCGACCGAUGCCCAGAGCGAUGCCCGCUCCUUCCUGAGUGAGGAGAUGAUCACGGAGUUCCAGGCGGCCUUCAACAUGUUUGACUCGGACGGCGGCGGCGACAUCAGCACCAAGGAGCUGGGUCAGGUGAUGAGGAUGUUGGGUCAGAACCCGACCCGAGAGGAGCUGGACGCCAUCAUUGAGGAGGUGGAUGAGGAUGGCAGCGGGACCAUCGACUUCGAGGAGUUCCUGGUCAUGAUGGUGCAGCAGUUGAAGGAGGACCAGGCGGGGAAGAGCGAGGAAGAACUCUCCGAGAUCUUCCGCAUCUUUGACAAAAACGGUGACGGCUUCAUCGACCGCGAGGAGUUCGGAGACAUCAUCCACCGGACCGGGGAGCCGCUGGUCGAGGAGGACAUCGACGAGAUGAUGGCCGAUUCGGACGCCAACAAGGACGGGCGGCUGGACUUUGACGAGUUCCUGAGGAUGAUGGAGAACGUCCAGGAGCGUUAGAGAAGGGCGAGAGAGAGACGUAGCUCUCCUCCGCCCGCGACCACGCCCGCGACCACGCCCGCGACCACGCCCGCUCCGUCACGCUGUCGGACCACAGAGGACAUUCCUCCUCUGCCGACUCCACCCCCGUGAAUAUUCAACGCUUCGCCUCCAGAAGAGAGGAAGUGCUGAAGCUCACACCCUCAAGACCCCCCCCCCCCCCCUCCCCUCAACGUCCCCCCCAUCUG